Solenopsis invicta (red fire ant) is the source of this 2970-nucleotide messenger RNA. RefSeq lists its product as uncharacterized. Gene Ontology annotation, biological process: DNA integration. The transcript has a single exon. NCBI's taxonomy places the organism in Eukaryota, Metazoa, Arthropoda, Insecta, Hymenoptera, Formicidae. Gene Ontology annotation, molecular function: nucleic acid binding. The coding region runs from base 1 to 2970 and encodes 989 amino acids. The record is from RefSeq and is a predicted model, not a curated record.
AUGUCUGAAAUAAAAGAAUUUGAUGAGAUCGGAUAUUACAUGCCUCACCACGCGGUGAUAAAAGAGUCGAGCACUACAACUAAAAUACGAGUAGUAUUCGAUGCAUCUGCAAAAACGAGCAACGGCUUAUCUUUAAAUAAUAUAUUAUUAGUAGGUCCGACCAUUCAAGAUAAGCUAAUUUCACACUUAAUUCGAUUCCGGACUUAUAAAUACGUUCUGACAGCCGAUAUCGAAAAAAUGUAUAGGCAAGUGCAAGUACACAAUGACGACCGACGUUACCAGCGUGUUAUAUGGCGUAGGGAUGGAGAGAUAAAAACGUUUCAGUUAAAUACACUUACAUUCGGUGUUGCGUCUUCUCCGUUCCUCGCAAUUCGGACUAUACAGAAACUCGCGGAAGAUGAACAACAUUUAUAUCCGCGAGCGGCCGAGGUACUCAAAUCGCAUCUUUACGUCGAUGAUUUACUGACCGGCGCUGAAACGAUAGAUGACGCUCGAAUAUUAAGAGACGAAAUGAUAACAUUGCUAGCUCGCGGUGGGUUUAAUAUUCGACAGUGGGCUUCAAAUGACAAACGCGUAAUUAAUGAUUUAACACCCAACGCGUUACAUGCGAACCUUGCGUUGAACGCAGAUCACGCGUUAAAAACGUUAGGCAUAACAUGGAAUAUACAAAACGAUGAAAUACGCUAUUUGACCAAACCGAUUGGAAAUGCAACAAGAAUAACCAAAAGAAACAUACUAUCAGAAAGUGCAAAAAUUUUCGAUCCAUUAGGCUUGUUAGGCCCUGUCAUCUUAUAUAUCAAGAAAAUAAUGCAGGACGUCUGGCGGUGCGGAUUACAUUGGGACGAGUCCGUCCCGCAAACCAUACAUUCUGAUUGGUUGGAAUUCACGAGACAAUGGGAAACGAUGGGUCAAAUUUCUUUCCCGCGUAAAUUAUUAACCGACGAUUGUCAAGACGUUCAAUUGCACGGGUUUUGCGACGCUAGUAAUACAGGUUAUGGGGCAUGUAUAUAUAUACGGUCGUUGGGAAAAGACGGAAAUGUAGUAGUCAGACUAUUAUGCGCUAAAUCGCGCGUUGCGCCAUUAAAGACAAUCACCAUACCGCGUCUAGAACUUUGCGGCGCUUUAGUAUUAGCUCAGUUAUAUCGGGAAACUAAAGAUACGUUAAGGGUUACCAUUAAUAGAACCGUUUUUUGGAGUGACUCCACUAUUGUGUUACAUUGGCUUAACACAACUCCACAUUUAUUAAAAACUUACAUAGCUAAUCGCGUAGCAACAAUUCAAGAAAUUAACGGCUCGCAUGAAUGGCGACACGUCAGAACCGCAGACAAUCCCGCGGACGCAAUUUCAAGAGGUCAGUUGCCUUUCAAUUUUUUACGAAAUCGCGCAUGGUCUACGGGACCUACAUGGUUGAUUAGAAGCGAAUCGGAAUGGCCAAAUGAAUUCGAACAACUAGCGGAAAUACCCGAAUUAAAAAAGAAUAUUUGUUUAAUGUCCGUGCAUACUGACCUCGAUAUUUUCGGCAAAUAUUCAUCGUACUCAAAAUUACUCAGAGUCAUUGCAUAUUGCCUUAGGUUCCGACCUAAUAAUAAAUAUAGCGGUACUUUGUGCGCGGAAGAAAUUAACAUCGCCGAAACAAAAAUACUGAAAUUGCUUCAAGCUCAUCAAUUCGCUAACACGAUCCAAGAAUUAAGUAAUAACUCGAUAUACAAAGAAAAAUUUGCUAAUUUAAGUCCAUUUAUUGAUGAGAAUGGCUUGGUUCGAGUUGGCGGACGACUUCACAAAUCAGAUCUUACAUUUUCACAGAGGCAUCCAAUUCUACUUCCAAACAGACAUUGCUUAACAGACAAUAUCAUUCGCGAGCUUCACAAGAAACACUACCACGCGGGCAUUCAAACCACAUUGUACAUUUUGCGUCAAAGGUUUUGGGUCUCAGAUGGCCGAAAUCAAGUACGAAAAAUUAUACGUACUUGCACGCGUUGUUACCGUUUCAAUGCCGAUACGGUCAAAUACAAAAUGGGAAAUCUCCCUGCAUCUCGGGUACGCGUAACCACCCCCUUUACAAAUACUGGUAUCGACUUCUGCGGUCCCUUUUUCAUUAAAGAACGAAAAUUUCGAAACCGAACACGUAUUAAAGUUUACGUAUGUAUAUUCAUAUAUAUGACUAUAAAGGCGGUACAUCUGGAAGUGGUAAGCGAAUUGACUUCGAACGGGUUUAUCGCAGCAUUACGUAGAUUCAUCGCGAGACGCGGUCUGCCUCAGCACAUUUAUUCGGAUAACGGCACUAAUUUUGUAGGUGCAAACAAUCAAUUAAAAGAAAUAUAUGCCUUACUAAAUUCCGAAGAACAUAAGACUCGCGUGAGUGAAUUCGCACUCGAACAACGAAUCACAUGGCAUUUUAUACCGCCAUUAGCACCCCACUUUGGCGGGCUGUGGGAGUCCACCGUGAAAUCGUUUAAACAUCACGUUAAACGCGUAAUAGGCGAAACUUUAUUUACAUUUGAGGAAUUGUGCACUUUUACGACCGAAAUCGAGGGGAUCUUAAAUUCUAGGCCAAUCGCGACAAUUUCGUCAGACCCAAACGACUUACUAGUGUUGUCCCCCGCCCACUAUUUAAUCGGGAAGCCAGUCACCUCUCUGCCGGAAAACGAUCUAUUGAGUGUUCCAGACAACCGUUUAUCCGUUUGGCAACACAUUGCUAAGAUGCGACAGGACUUUUGGGCACGAUGGAGUUUGGAGUACUUGAACGAACUCCAAGUCCGUGGCAAAUGGAAAACGGACGGACCCAAGCUUACCAUCGGAGCCGUUGUACUCAUCAAAGAGAAAAACCUACCAUGUACUCGUUGGAUGUUAGGCAAGGUGACAAGCAUACAUCCCGGCGAAGAUGGCAUCACGCGAGCUGCGACCAUUAAAACAACUACUGGAGAAAUAAAGAGAUCCGCGAAAUCUCUCUGCAUACUGCCGAUAGAAUGA